AUGUCUGGAGAUGACCUGUUUGAUGUGUUUGAUGAACAGCCAGCGGUAAUCCCCGAGAUUGCAGCCGAAGGAGUGGAAAACUCGCCUGUGCCGGAACAAAAUGGCAGAAAACACCAGCUGGAGGAUGUCAAAACGGAUGGCAGUGUGCCGGAGGAGCCUGAAACUAAGAGGAAAAAGCAAGAGAGUAAGUUAGUGGAUGAAAAAAAGAGGAAAUCGACGGUUGUACCAGUGGUUACUGAUGCUUUUGAACAGGAGGCGUCCAGAGAGGUUGAUGCGUCGGCUGGGUUGAUGAAUGCCGCUACAACACAAGUGGAGAGUGAUGGGAAAGUUAAGCUGUCGCAUCAAGUGCGCCAUCAGGUGGCACUGCCGCCCAAUUUUGAUUACAAGCCUAUCGGUGAACAUAGAAGGAAAAACGAGGCGCGCACGUAUCCCUUCACGCUUGAUCCUUUCCAGGAUACAGCCAUUUCCUGCAUUGAUAGGGGGGAGUCGGUGCUGGUUUCGGCCCACACCUCGGCUGGUAAGACGGUAGUUGCCGAAUACGCGAUAGCCCAAUCGUUGAGGGACAAGCAAAGGGUUAUCUACACGUCGCCUAUCAAGGCGUUGUCGAACCAAAAGUACAGAGAAUUGCUGGCGGAGUUUGGAGAUGUGGGACUUAUGACAGGUGACAUUACAAUCAAUCCCGAUGCCGGGUGUUUGGUCAUGACGACCGAAAUUUUGAGGAGCAUGUUGUAUAGAGGUAGCGAGGUGAUGAGGGAGGUUGCCUGGGUGGUGUUUGAUGAAGUGCAUUACAUGAGAGACAAGGAGCGUGGCGUUGUGUGGGAGGAAACGAUCAUUUUGCUGCCGGACAAGGUUCAUUACGUUUUCUUGUCGGCCACCAUACCUAAUGCUAUGGAGUUUGCUGAGUGGAUUUGUAAGAUCCACGUACAGCCGUGCCACAUUGUCUACACCGAUUUCCGUCCUACGCCGCUUCAGCACUAUUUAUUCCCAGCACACGGUGAAGGAAUAUAUCUGGUUGUCGACGAAAAGAGCACAUUCAGAGAAGAGAAUUUCCAGAAGGCAAUGACCUCGAUUAGCAACCAGUCUGGGGAUGAUCCUAAUUCAGCCGAUAGCAAGGGUAAAAAGGGCCAAACAUACAAGGGAGGAGCAGCCAAAGGUGAUGCAAAAGGUGAUAUUUACAAAAUUGUAAAGAUGAUCUGGAAGAGAAAGUACAAUCCCGUUAUUGUGUUCUCAUUCAGUAAGCGUGAUUGUGAAGAACUUGCACUAAAGAUGUCCAAGCUGGAUUUCAAUUCCGAUGAAGAGAAAGAUGCUUUAACCAAGAUCUUUAAUAAUGCGAUCGCAUUACUGCCAGAGGUUGAUAGAGAGCUGCCACAGAUCAAACACAUUCUGCCACUCUUGAGAAGAGGUAUCGGUAUUCACCACUCGGGUCUACUGCCUAUUCUAAAGGAAGUUAUCGAAAUUUUAUUCCAGGAAGGGUUUUUGAAAGUAUUGUUUGCAACUGAGACAUUCUCUAUCGGUCUAAACAUGCCGGCCAAGACUGUUGUUUUCACAUCCGUAAGGAAGUGGGAUGGUCAGCAGUUCCGUUGGGUUUCAGGUGGUGAAUACAUUCAGAUGUCUGGUCGUGCUGGUCGUCGUGGUCUCGAUGAUCGUGGUAUUGUUAUCAUGAUGAUCGAUGAGAAAAUGGAACCACAGGUAGCCAAAGGGAUGGUUAAAGGGCAGGCAGAUCGAUUGGAUUCGGCUUUCCAUUUGGGUUACAAUAUGAUUUUGAACUUGAUGCGUGUUGAGGGUAUAUCCCCCGAAUUCAUGCUCGAGAAUUCGUUUUAUCAGUUUCAAAAUGUGAUUUCAGUACCAAGGAUGGAAAAGAAACUCCUGGAGCUUCAGAAAAUGGCAGAUGAUAUUGAAAUUGAAGAUGAAGAAAAUGUUAAAGAUUACUACGAAGUUAGACAGACUCUAGAUGGUUACAAUCAAGACGUUCGCCACAUCAUUACUCAUCCUGCGAAUAUCUUGAGUUUCCUGCAACCGGGACGGAUGGUAGAGAUCGCAAUUGAGAAUAAGGAUAACUAUGGUUGGGCUGUGGUAGUAGAUUUUGCUAAGAGGAUGAACAAACGCAAUCCAACCGCUGAGUAUACUGACCAUGAGUCUUACAUUGCUAAUGUUGUGGUUAACACCAUGUUCGUUGAUUCACCUAUAAAUUUGAUCAAGCCAUUCAAUCCUAAAUUUCCUGAGGGUAUACGUCCUGCUCAUGAAGGUGAAAAAAGCAUUUGUGCCAUCAUCCCAGUUACUCUAGACUGUAUUCGCCGAAUUGGAAACCUGCGACUCUUCAUGCCAAAGGACAUAAGGGCAAGCGGCCAGAAAGAAGUGGUCGGCAAAUCACUUCAGGAGGUCUCACGCAGAUUUCCUGACGGUAUACCACUUAUUGAUCCUGUAAAAAACAUGAAGAUCGAGGAUGAAGAUUUCGCAAAGCUCUUGCGGAAAAUUGAAGUCUUAGAAAGCAAACUCUAUUCGAACCCUCUAGCCCAAUCUGUUAGAUUGAAGGAAUUGUAUGAAAGUUUCAGAAAGAAGCGCGCCUUAGAAGAUGAAUGCAAAGAGCUGAAGCAUAAGAUUAGUGAGUCUCAAGCUGUUAUCCAGCUUGAUGAUCUACGUCGUCGCAAGAGAGUCCUUCGUCGUCUCGGUUUUUGUACUCAAAGUGACAUUAUUGAAUUAAAGGGAAGAGUGGCAUGUGAGAUUUCUUCCGGUGAUGAAUUACUGCUAACAGAACUGAUAUUUAAUGGUAAUUUCAACGAAUUGACACCACAUCAAGCUGCUGCCCUACUUUCCUGUUUUGCUUUCCAAGAACGGUGUAAAGAAGCUCCACGACUCAAGCCAGAACUAGCAGAGCCAUUAAAAGCCAUGAGAGAGGCUGCAGCUAAAAUUGCUAAAAUAAUGAAGGAUUCCAAGAUUGAGGUGGUCGAGAAGGAUUACAUUGAAAGUUUCAGACAUGAGCUUAUGGAAGUGGUAUAUGAAUGGUGCAAAGGUGCUAGCUUCACUCAAAUCUGUAAAAUGACAGACGUCUAUGAAGGUUCCCUGAUUAGGAUGUUCAAAAGAUUAGAGGAACUCGUGAAGGAAUUGGUUGACGUAGCAAAUACUAUUGGGAAUGCCGCUCUGAAGGAAAAGAUGGAAACAGUUCUAAAUUUAAUUCAUAGAGAUAUCGUCUCUGCAGGAUCCUUAUAUUUGUGA
Messenger RNA from Torulaspora globosa, 3213 nucleotides. It is a transcript of the gene MTR4, whose product is annotated as ATP-dependent RNA helicase MTR4. Bases 1 to 3213 code for a protein of 1070 amino acids. The transcript has a single exon. Gene Ontology annotation, molecular function: RNA helicase activity; oxidoreductase activity; ATP binding. Gene Ontology annotation, cellular component: nucleus. Lineage: Eukaryota; Fungi; Ascomycota; Saccharomycetes; Saccharomycetales; Saccharomycetaceae. The record is from RefSeq and is a predicted model, not a curated record. Gene Ontology annotation, biological process: maturation of 5.8S rRNA; RNA catabolic process.